AUGAAGCUAUUCCAGGUCGCGCGUAGCAUCAAAAGGCCGUUUGGUCCCAAUAACAACCACCAACUGGCCAUCCAGCUGGCCAGUAGAUAUCUGUAUCAAGAUCUUCAGUAUCCUCCUGCCCUUACUCUUGCCCUGACCCUUGCGGAGGGCAAGCGGUGCGAGCGUCGCAGAUUUGAGAUCGAGCACCUGGAGCAAAGCUAUAUGAUGGAGCGUACUACUGGCCAGCUGGCUAGCCUGGCGCUGGAUGACCAGUUCGGUGACCAGUUCGAUGACCAGUUCGAUGACCAGCCGGAUGGCCAGUGGGCUGUUGCUGGGACCAAACGACCUUUUGACGCUACGCGCGACCUGGAAUAG
Penicillium bovifimosum is the source of this 354-nucleotide messenger RNA. RefSeq lists its product as uncharacterized. The transcript has 3 exons. Bases 1 to 354 code for a protein of 117 amino acids. NCBI's taxonomy places the organism in Eukaryota, Fungi, Ascomycota, Eurotiomycetes, Eurotiales, Aspergillaceae. The record is from RefSeq and is a predicted model, not a curated record.